GGCUGGGGGAAGGAGAAGGGAUCAGGAGCGGGAGCUGAGGGGAGGGAGAGGCCGGUCCAGGUCUGGCAGCCGCCUCUGCUCGCCGGAGGUCUCCAGGCGGGGCUGCGGCUCAGUCCUCGGCUCCGGGGCACCGUCUGCGAGGCUCCGCCGGGCCAGCGUGGGAGAGCCGCGGGCGGCAACUGCCGCAUCAUGUCAGCCAAGGACGAGCGUGCCCGGGAGAUCCUGAGGGGCUUCAAACUAAAUUGGAUGAACCUCCGGGAUGCUGAGACAGGGAAGAUACUCUGGCAAGGAACAGAAGACCUGUCAGUCCCUGGAGUGGAGCAUGAAGCCCGUGUUCCGAAGAAAAUUCUCAAGUGCAAGGCAGUGUCUCGAGAAUUGAACUUCUCUUCAGCAGAACAAAUGGAAAAAUUCCGCCUGGAACAAAAAGUUUACUUCAAAGGGCAAUGCCUAGAAGAAUGGUCCUUCGAGUUUGGCUUUGUGAUCCCGAACUCCACAAACACCUGGCAGUCCCUGAUAGAGGCAGCACCUGAGUCCCAGAUGAUGACCGCCAGCGUGCUAACUGGGAAUGUUAUCAUAGAGACAAAGUUUUUUGACGACGAUCUUCUCGUAAGCACAUCCAGAGUGAGACUUUUCUACGUUUGAGAGAAGAAUGUAUUGCAUUUUAAGAAUUUGGGUUUUGCGGGGAACAGAGGAAACUGUUUACUUUUUUCCUCCACACAUUUGAUUUUUGACACUUCCGCCCCUAAUUCCCUCUACAACAAAACCCACCUGCGGCCACAAGGGGACCAGCUCUGCACUCAAGCUGCCAUCUUCCACUGACCAGGCUAACUCCCCACCUCAGACCAGGGCAGAGGGCAUGCCUCAACUCUUUCCCAGGGUAAACAUGGGACAAACACACACCAGGAGCCAGUGCAGGAGCCAGUGCUGUUCCUGUCAUCCUCCCUGCCUCCUCCUUGGGUCCUACAGGGCACGCAUCUUCUUUGGCCCCUGGCUUUGGAAAAAUUCAUGUUCUUGACCCAUAUUUAGUCUUUUCCUACCUUUUCUAUUUCAUACAUUCUCAUACAUUUAACUUGUAAAAUAGACUGUGAUAUUAUUAUGUAAUGAAUUGAAAUAUGAAUUAAAAUAUUCCUACAGUCUUUAACAUGG
This is a messenger RNA of Myotis myotis, 1146 nucleotides long. It is a transcript of the gene PDE6D, whose product is annotated as phosphodiesterase 6D. The coding region runs from base 190 to 642 and encodes 150 amino acids. Gene Ontology annotation, cellular component: cytoplasm. The record is from RefSeq and is a predicted model, not a curated record. NCBI's taxonomy places the organism in Eukaryota, Metazoa, Chordata, Mammalia, Chiroptera, Vespertilionidae. The transcript is spliced from 5 exons. Gene Ontology annotation, biological process: sensory perception of light stimulus.